This is a messenger RNA of Talpa occidentalis (Iberian mole), 3950 nucleotides long. It is a transcript of the gene TBX3, whose product is annotated as T-box transcription factor 3. Lineage: Eukaryota; Metazoa; Chordata; Mammalia; Eulipotyphla; Talpidae. Gene Ontology annotation, molecular function: RNA polymerase II cis-regulatory region sequence-specific DNA binding; DNA-binding transcription factor activity, RNA polymerase II-specific. Gene Ontology annotation, cellular component: nucleus. The record is from RefSeq and is a predicted model, not a curated record. Gene Ontology annotation, biological process: positive regulation of DNA-templated transcription; heart looping; central nervous system development. The transcript has 8 exons. Bases 381 to 2618 code for a protein of 745 amino acids.
GAGUCCCGGGGCCCGGACUGCUGGAGUGUCUGUUUGGAGCGAAGCGCGGGGCUCCGGCGCGAGCCGAGACCCCGCCGGCGCCUCCCGCUUCGGAAACCGACUUCCAGGAGCGGCUUUUUAAAACCGCCAGGCGCCAGGACAGGCACCCCCCGACUAUGUCUGCCGACUGCCCGCCUGGCCCUCUCUAGGAGCGGAAUUUCCCGUUCCCCAGAGACACUCCGCGCCUUCCUUGAGGGUGCCGUGGUGGUGAAUUUUUUCCUUUUUUUUCCUUUUUUGAAAAAAAAGUAUGUGCUGCUGUUGAAAAGCAAACCACAACAACAAAACCAAACAGCAGCUGCGGACUCGUCCCCGGCCGGAGCCCAGCGCCCCGCCCGGAGUGGAUGAGCCUCUCCAUGAGAGAUCCGGUCAUUCCUGGGACGAGCAUGGCCUACCACCCGUUCCUACCUCACCGGGCGCCGGACUUCGCCAUGAGCGCGGUGCUGGGUCACCAGCCGCCCUUUUUCCCCGCGCUGACGCUGCCUCCCAACGGCGCGGCGGCGCUCUCGCUGCCCGGCGCCCUGGCCAAGCCGAUCAUGGAUCAAUUGGUGGGAGCCGCCGAGACGGGCAUCCCCUUCUCGUCGCUGGGACCCCAGGCGCAUCUGAGGCCUCUGAAGACCAUGGAGCCCGAGGAAGAAGUCGAGGACGACCCCAAGGUGCACCUCGAGGCCAAAGAACUUUGGGAUCAGUUCCACAAACGGGGCACAGAGAUGGUCAUUACCAAGUCGGGAAGGCGAAUGUUCCCUCCAUUUAAAGUAAGAUGUUCUGGGCUUGAUAAAAAAGCCAAAUAUAUUUUGUUGAUGGACAUUAUAGCUGCUGAUGACUGUCGAUAUAAAUUUCACAAUUCUCGGUGGAUGGUGGCGGGUAAGGCUGAUCCUGAAAUGCCAAAGAGAAUGUACAUUCACCCGGACAGCCCUGCUACCGGGGAACAGUGGAUGUCCAAAGUUGUCACUUUCCACAAACUGAAACUCACCAACAACAUUUCGGACAAACACGGAUUUACUUUGGCCUUCCCAAGUGAUCACGCAACGUGGCAGGGGAAUUAUAGUUUUGGUACUCAGACCAUACUGAACUCCAUGCACAAAUACCAGCCCCGGUUCCACAUCGUGCGGGCCAAUGACAUCUUGAAACUUCCUUAUAGUACAUUUCGGACAUACUUGUUCCCCGAAACCGAAUUCAUCGCUGUGACGGCAUACCAAAAUGAUAAGAUAACUCAGUUAAAAAUAGACAACAACCCAUUUGCAAAAGGUUUCCGGGACACUGGAAAUGGCAGGAGAGAAAAGAGAAAGCAGCUCACCCUGCAGUCCAUGAGGGUGUUCGAUGACAGACAUAAAAAGGAGAAUGGCACCUCAGAUGAGUCCUCCAGCGAACAGGCCGCCUUCAACUGCUUCGCCCAGUCCUCGUCCCCAGCUGUCUCCACUGUGGGGACGUCCAACCUCAAAGAUCUGUGCCCCAGCGAGGGGGAGAGCGACGCGGAGGCCGACAGCAAGGAGGAGCCCGGCCCCGAGGCCUGCGAGGCGGCCAAGAUCUCCACCACCACGUCGGAGGACCCGAGCCGCGACAAGGGCAGCCCCGCGGCCAAGGCGCACCUCUUCGCGGCCGAGCCCGGCGGCCGGCCCCGGGACGGCGCGCGGCUGGACAAGGCGUCGCCCGACUCGCGCCACAGCCCGGCCACCAUCUCGUCCAGCACGCGCGGCCUGGGCGCCGACGAGCGCCGGAGCCCGGGCCGGGAGGGCGCCGCCGCGGCCAAGGCGGAGGAGGCGCGCGCGCUGCCGGCCAAGGAGGCCUUCGCGCCGCUCUCGGUGCAGACCGACGCGGCCGCCGCGCACCUGGGCCAGGGCCCCCUGCCGGGCCUCGGCUUCGCGCCCGGCCUGGCCGGCCAGCAGUUCUUCAACGGGCACCCGCUCUUCCUGCACCCCGGCCAGUUCGCCAUGGGGGGCGCCUUCUCCAGCAUGGCGGCGGGCAUGGGGCCCCUGCUGGCCACCGUGUCCGGGGCCUCCACCGGGGUCUCCGGCCUGGAUUCCACCGCCAUGGCCUCGGCCGCCGCGGCGCAGGGACUGUCGGGGGCGUCGGCGGCCACGCUGCCCUUCCACCUCCAGCAGCACGUCCUGGCCUCGCAGGGCCUGGCCAUGUCGCCCUUCGGGAGCCUGUUCCCGUACCCCUACACCUAUAUGGCCGCGGCGGCGGCCGCCUCGUCGGCCGCGGCGUCCAGCUCCGUGCAUCGCCACCCGUUCCUCAACCUGAACACCAUGCGCCCGCGGCUGCGCUACAGCCCCUACUCCAUCCCCGUGCCGGUCCCCGACAGCAGCAGCCUGCUCACCACCGCCCUGCCCGCCAUGGCCACGGCCGCCGGGCCCCUGGACGGCAAAGCCGCAGCCCUGGCCGCCAGCCCGGCCUCGGUGGCGGUGGACUCGGGCUCGGAACUCAACAGCCGCUCGUCCACGCUCUCCUCCAGCUCCGUGUCCUUGUCGCCCAAACUCUGCCCAGAGAAAGAGGCGGCCACCAGCGAACUGCAGAGCAUCCAGCGGCUGGUCAGCGGCCUGGAAGCCAAGCCGGACAGGUCCCGCAGCGCGUCCCCCUAAGCCCCUCCCCAGAAAAGUCUCUUCAUUCCAGCCCAGCCCAGUCUGCAGUGCACUUUGUCGGAUGUGAAAUGAACCACAGGCGCGCAGUCCUGUCUGGGGAGGGGCGCCGGACUCCCUCGAGAGAAUGUGCUAGAAAAAAGGCUCCUCUCCUUGGUGCGGUUUAUCUUUGGGGAAUCUGGCUCAGAUUCUGGGGGCUCAGAUGCUCCCCGGGGCAUGGAUUUCGUGGGGGUGGGAGUUAGGCGGUGGUGUCCAGAGCGCCUUCCAGCCAGACUGGCCUGGGAGCUGCGACCGAAGGAAAAAGUAGCCAGGCCCCUGGGGAGGGGAGGUGUUGAAGGCUUCUCCCCCAGUGCAGAUUUAUAUAUAUAUAUAUAUAUUUUUUUUUUUUUCCUUCACCGUGUCAAGUGGAAACAGAAACAAAAUUAAAAAAAAAAAUCCUGGGGACAAACGAAUACAAUGAACACGAUUCUGUGCGUGAAGAUUGAAAACUUUAUGGUGACUUGCCUAUCAGUUGGAAGGAAAUUACCAAGCAGCAUUGUUUGGGGGAGGGAAGCCGCUGCCAUCCUUGUUUAAUCUCUAUUAAGGAAAUCUGUGUCUUUUUAAUAUUCUUGUGAUGUUUUAAGAGCCGCUAUAGGUCUCUUCUUGCAUGUUCCACAGUAAUGUAUUUGUGGUUUUUAUUUUGAAUGCUUGCUUUUAGAGAGAAAAGAACAUGACCCCACCCCUUUCCCCAAUUCUCUACCCUCAAAUAGACCACCCCCAGCUGGGGGGAGGGGGAUUAAAAAAGGGAUGGGGAAAAACACCAAAAAAAUGAAUUUAUUUUAUCUGAGCUCUGUAGCAGAUUCACGUCGCCCUUUCUGGCAGUUCUUUCUCUUUCCUGUAUAUGCAAUAACAAGGUUUUAAAAAAAUAAUAAAGAAGAAGCGAGACUAUUAGACAAAGUAUUUAUGUAAUUAUUUGAUAACUCUUGUAAAUAGGUGGAAUAUGAAUGCUCAGAAAAUUAAACUUUAAUUUAUUGACAUUGUACAUAGCUCUAUGUAAAUAGGAUCGCAGCUUGUCGGGUUCUGCAUUUUUGUUUUCCUUUUAGUAGGUUUUAUUGCAAGGUCACAGGAUUGCUUUUAAAACUAGAAAACACAUUUAAUGCACCAACACCAACACACUCAAAUGAGUCGUCUGCAAAAAAAAAAAAACCUUUUCGUUUUCUUUUUUAAUGUCCAAGAGUGGGGGAAAGUGCCAUGGUAUCUAUGUUACCCAAAAUUGGGGGGGAGGUGAUGUCACCUCCCAGCUCAACGUUAAAUUCCUUAAAAUGUAACACCCUAGGAGUGGUUCUGUGAUUGCUU